AUGUACCAACAAAGGCCAGAUUUGCCCCAGAAUUUCCAGUAUGGAAUAUCCAGGCGGAACUCGACAGCAUCCUUCGCUUCAACAAGCACCAUGGCCUCCACUGUUUCAACUAGAAACAUUUCAUCGAGACAUAUGUCAACUGACUCGCUUGUCAACCUCGAGGACAGAUUCAAGAGAACCCCCAGAUCAGGAUAUCAUCAGCAGCUCUCUCGCAGACUUAGUCAGCAGUCCCGUGCUAACUCCGUCACGAGCAUACCCUCGAUCGUGUCGCAACGUCAAUUGGUCCAAUCGCCAGCAAGCUCGAGCAUCAACACUGUGGCGCCCCAGGCUAGUGAGUAUUACUUUCCCAACGGUGAAGUGUUCAGGCCCAGACAAAAUCCUAAGAGGAGAUCCAAUAGGCCCCAGAAGUUAAAACCUAGUCUUGAUCAUUCAACUUCGCUGCCGAAUCUGUCAUACCACGCUCAACGCGGACCAACAGUGCCAACGGCUCCGGAGACUCACAGACCUGCACUGCACCAACGUUCUAGUCGUCCCUCUUUCUACGAUCAUCAGCAACAGCAGCAACAGCAGCAAUUGCGGCCUCCAUUCGUGCAGCCACCUCUUAAGGUGAACACCCAGCUUGUCGUUAAAGAAGAACAGAUGUUCUCGCUCUAUCAAAAGAGGUUUUCUACUGCUUCUUCUGCAUCCACUGCCCACGAAACAUCGACUUCGUCGUCAUCUGCGUCUAUCAGUGCGCUGAACUCAUCCUCAAGUCCGAGCCCGUCUCGUGAAAACUUGGACACUCCGGUUUCAUCUAUCAACAACGACGAUCCGCCUGUGAAGUAUGGCUCUGUUUGCUCGCUGAAUUUGGGUUCUGUUGGUGAAAUUGGUUCGCCUAUUCUCGUUGAGGUUCACGAGGAACUUUCUGAGAGUGUUGAUGUUGCUGAUCCUGCUGAUCCUGCUGAUCCUGCCGAUCCUGCUGAGAUUUCUCCUGCUGUGGUUGUUCCUGUUGUGGUUGUUCCUACUGUGACUAUUCCAGCUGUUAAAGUCACUCCAGCUCCGGUAGUUCCCAUCUCACAGGCUCCCGUCUCGAAAACUCCUGUCUUGAAAUCUCCGGUUACUGAAAAGCUUGCUCCACAGAAGAACUCUUCUGGUUUCAAGCGGUUCUUCCAGAAGAUCUUCAAGAAAUCUAAAGGUUCCUCGAAGUCGGAGCUACCCCGUCCAAGUAUCCAAUCUAGAUCAAGCAGACUCUCGCUAAAACUGCUACCUUCGAAUCAUCAAGAUCAACUAGAUUUGAAGGCAGUUGAGGCUGCCGAGGUCAGCCAAAUUAGAAAGGCCAUGUCGCAGCCGAACCUUUCGUCUUCUGCUUUGAACUCAGCAUCCCUCCCAGCGCCGAUCCAGGAAGAAGAAGAAUGCCCUAUGCUACUCACAGAAAUAAGUAGCGCUGAUGACGACCUGCACAGUUUUGAAGUCGGCGAUGAUUGUGAAGCCAAAAUCAACUCUCUUGGAAGCUUUGAAAUUGACUUUGAGAAGUCAAUCUUGGAACACCAUAUGCAUACCGAGAAUGAGUGUAAGGUGGUUACGGAUUCGAUCCGUGAAGAACCUUCCGAGGAGAGUUCUCCUGCGAAGGUUACCGAGAUUCUGGUAACCCCUGAGGCCAGUGAUGAUGACACCCCACUAGAGCUUGAGUUUCCAUUCACGGCUUCCAUGUUCGAUGGGAUUGGAGAGACUUCCUUCCCAGAUCUGGCUCAGGAAGAUCUCGGUCAAACCAGAAGACUCAGUCUCAAAAAGAAAAAGUCCAUGGAUCGCAGGAAGUCUCUGAGCAGAUCAGAUACCGUUUCCUCUAAUAACUCUGCUCAAAGCUCUGUUCUUACUGCUCGCACAAAUGGUUCUGCCGUGUUGUCUUUCGAGCUGGAUUAUCACGAGUAUGACGCUGCGCAUUACCAUUCAAAAUUGCGAGACAACCACAGAGAUGACUGUCUCGAGUAUGAGUGCGAUGUCGAUAUUGUCACCACAAAUACUGCCAGACCUCCUCGCAAAUCUUGGACGGUCUCCAAAGGUUGUUUGCGUACUCCUGUCCCUUCCUCUGUGCCUGCCUCUUCGUCUUCUUCAUCUUCGUUGAAAUCUCCGAAGCCAAGCUCGUCGAGAACUGUGGCAUUUUCUAACAAAGUGUACUUAAACGACACUUAUUCCUAUCGAAUGUACGAUAGGUUCAAUCUGAGUCUGAAGCAGAAUUACCAGAAGCUUUCUGCUACUCCAAAUAUGAUCAAGGAUAUCAGGAUGGAGCUGAACAACUACAAGACUACCAUGGAUGUUCACGAGAUGUCGAGACAGUAUACACACUUCUUCCAUGCAUGA
Messenger RNA from Kuraishia capsulata CBS 1993, 2337 nucleotides. RefSeq lists its product as uncharacterized. Bases 1 to 2337 code for a protein of 778 amino acids. The record is from RefSeq and is a predicted model, not a curated record. The transcript has a single exon. NCBI's taxonomy places the organism in Eukaryota, Fungi, Ascomycota, Pichiomycetes, Pichiales, Pichiaceae.